This is a messenger RNA of Ostrinia furnacalis (Asian corn borer), 2451 nucleotides long. RefSeq lists its product as uncharacterized. NCBI's taxonomy places the organism in Eukaryota, Metazoa, Arthropoda, Insecta, Lepidoptera, Crambidae. Bases 223 to 2274 code for a protein of 683 amino acids. The transcript has 16 exons. The record is from RefSeq and is a predicted model, not a curated record.
CUGCAAGUGAGCAGAUGAUUUUCGUGUUUUUAUCAGUUUUUAUCGCAUUAAUAUCAUUUUGAGUGUAUUAUUAGGCGUUAGUGGGCGUAGGAGUGCUCGUGUGUUUUGUGUGAAGCUCGUGAACUUUUCGUAGCGCACUGGUUCGUAAAAAAUCGAUACUUUUUGCAAAAAUAUCACUGGUGCAGAUUUGUCCAGUGAUUUUCCUGUUUAGCUAAUUUACUGAUGACAGUGAUGAUUAAACGAUGGUACCGUUCACGGAGAAACCAAGUCGUGAUGUUCAUCAUACUCAUGGGUUGUUUGAUUUACUACGUAAUGAUCAGCAACAGUCUGCCUCAGGAACCAAACCUUGAUCUCACAAGAAGUACCGUAGAGAAGUUUCAUGGUAGAAUAGUUGCCGACUACAAUGGCACUGUGGUUUUGGCUGGCCUAAAAAGAAGUUCUAUUGUUGAGUUCAUAGAAAAGAAACUACAAGAGGCAUUAAAGUACGAUAAAGGUACGGGCUGUGAGAUACCAGUUCUAGACCCUUUCAACAAGGAGGUGACCCAGUUCCUUAAGGAACCAAAGAAGGUGACAUGCAAAGGCCAAGAUUGGGUGAAAUGCUAUUUCUCAGAAUGCAGGGUAGUGCAAGAAAUCUUGGACACGACGCGAGAUAUAGUGUGCACGUACAGGGACAUAAUAUAUGAGAGCGAUCAGAAGUACUACUUGGGUUCUCCAGUCGACGUGUAUAUGACCGAUCCAUACACCCUGACCAAGAGUGACCAUGUCAAGAUCAAGUGUGUGGGUACACAUUUGAACUCAAUACUACCCUCAAAAUGGAACGGAGUCGCAGUGGGUUACAGAAAAGACCUCCCAUCUAUCCCGCCUCCAAAGAAUCCAGAUCCCAUAAGUGUGCUGAUCUUCGGCUACGAUUCGUUGUCGAAGAACGGGUUCAUUCGUCGAAUGCCGAAGACACACAAGUAUAUCGUGGAGCAGAUGGAGGCUACGAUAUUGCACGGCUAUAACAUCGUAGGAGACGGUACCCCGGCGGCACUUUUCCCAAUCCUUAGUGGUUAUACGGAGCUGGAGAUGCCAGAUGUAAGGAAGAAGGUGAAGAACAACAACCAUACCUUGGACAUCAAAAAGUUUAUCUUCCACAGAGUGAAGCAGCAUGGUUACCGUACGGCCUACUACGAGGACAGUCCCUGGAUCGGCACGUUUCAGUACCGUUUCAACGGCUUCAACGGGCAGCCGGCGGAUCAUUAUCUCCGCGCGUUCUUCCAGGAGGACGCUAAGACGUCAUUCCAGACGUACUGUGUGGGGGACACGCCUAGGCAUAGAAUAAUGAUGAACAUUACUGAACAGUUUCUUCACCAACCGGAUCCAAAGUUCAUAUUCACGUUCAUUGCUGACGUCACGCAUGACAACAUCAAUAUGAUAUCCUGGGCUGAUGACGCGACUGUGGACUUCUUAACCAACUUCAAAAGAAUGGGCCGCCAUAAGGACACGCUGUUAUUGUUCAUGGGAGACCAUGGGACUAGAUACGCCAACGUCAGAAAGACCCUCCAAGGGCGUCUAGAAGAACGGUUACCAGUUAUGGCCAUCCUACUCCCCGAGAACUUAGUUAAGAAGCGUCCUUCAGCUUCGAAAGCCUUGGAACACAACGCUGGUGUACUGACGACCCCGCACGACGUGCACGCCAUGAUCCUGGACGCUUUGGGGCUGAGCGAGCAGACGCGCGACUAUAGAGUGGCGGGCGCGGACUUGCCGCGGGCCAUGUCGCUGCUGGAGCCGAUACCCAAGAACCGUUCCUGCAGCGAGGCAGGUAUUGAACCGCAUUGGUGCGCGUGCGUCUCGUGGAAAAACGUGACCGUCGGCGACCCCAUGCACGACCGAGUGGCCAACGCGUUGGUCGACUUCAUCAACGAACUUACUCUGCCAGUCAGAGAUCAAUGUGUUCCUCGAACUUUGACGAGCAUAUCGUGGGUUAUGAAGCAACAACCUAACAAGGGCGUCAUGGAGUUUAAAGAGUCGAAAGAUGCCGAUGGCUACGUAGGUGCAUUUGGGCCUUCGAUAAAACCAAUAACGGAGAAUUACCAAGUCAAGAUAACAGUGGGCCCUGGAACUGGUGUGUAUGAAGCCACGCUGACACAUAGAACGGCUGAGGAAAAGUUUACUGUUGACGUUCGAGAUAUAUCCAGAACUAAUAUGUAUCACCACGAGCCCGACUGCAUACAUCUCACACAUCCGCAUCUCAACAUGUUCUGUUAUUGCAAAAAUCAAGUGAAAAGCCAUUAACUUUAACCGUGCAAUUAAUUCAAAGCAAAAUGAAGAUAAUAUGUGUUUUAAGUGGAUACAAUAUUGGAGCAAUAUAGCAGUCUCCAAGCGAAGAUAUUUGUUGUAAGUAUAGUCUGGUCUGUAAGCACGUAGUAUUUGGUCCAAUGACCCCAAGCUACCCAUCCUUAUCGCUCGCGC